CAAGCUCAUUUUCAUCGUUCCGCGAACUUGUUCAUGUUCACUGCUUACUGAACAAACCAAGCACACUUUUGCUCCUCGAAAACAUAAAUAUAAAAAAUAUUUAUAUUUGAAUAAUUUAAGUAAUAUACAUUAAAAAGCAAUGGCUGGCAAGCGACAAGCGACAUCGCAUUUGGACCACGAGAACUGGGAGCAAGAAGACGAGCCCGAAGAGCGAGGCACAUUCAAAACGGCGCCGCCAGAAGAAUUAAGAGCACGCGUUAUCAAGAAGGCCACAAGGCGCCAGCCGGCAACCGGCGCAACCAAAGAGGGCGAUGUCGUCGACACUCCGCGUAAAAGUGUUUUUAGUGGAUUUUCAGGUUUUGGCAAGCCGGCAACUGCCAGCGCAACUGCCGGCAACGCAGCCGGUUCGCCCUUUGCAUUUCUAUCCAAACUACCGGCAGUGACUGCCCCGGCAACGGAUGCUGACUGCUUUGCGAAGCCCAGCAGCAGCACGGAUGUGAAACGUACGCCGCCAGCGAAAAUGUUCUCGUUGGACGCAAAUUUCCGGAAUGAUUUCAAGACAAACAAUGCCAAUGCUGGAACAGCAUCAUCGACAGCAACAACAACCACAACGACAAGCACAUCAAUAUUUGGCAAUACUUCAGCAUCAGCUGGUGGCAAUAGUACCGCAAAGUCACCCAAGACGUACGUUCCUAUGUUUAAGUCGUCGGUGGUAUCCGUGGAUCAGUCAGCGACAAAUAGUAAUCUAUCACGCUAUUCGGCCGAGUAUCCCGAUGAGGUGGGCGCAUUGAAUAUGGCCAUUGUCAAAUUCCUGCAAGAGAGCGUGGACAAGAAUCAAUAUUGCAUACUGACGCCCGUAUUCGACAGCUACGACAAAUUCUUGAAGAAGCUGCAAGAGAAGUAUGAUCGCAAGCCCAGCACCACUACAAUGUUUGCGUCCACCGUCACAGUUCCAACAUCUUCAACUGCUCCACCAGCUGCCAGCUUCAAACUUGGCACAGCCAGCACUACGGGCGAAAAAACUGCACUUUCUGCGCCUGCUGCGGGCUUCUCCUUUAGCAUACCCAGCACUUCCGCUUCCGAUAAAAGUGCAUCUUCUUCACCUGCUGCUGGCUUCAUGUUUGGUAAACCCAGCAGCACGGCUGCAAGUGCCACGGAAAAAGCUGCACCCGCUGUGGGCUUCUCCUUUGGCAUUUCAAGCACCACCACCAACACCACCGAAAAAGCUUCAUCGUCCUUGAGUGCUGCACCCGGCGGUUUCUCGUUCCUUAAGCCAAGCACUCCCAUUUCCACGACCAGUUCUAGCGACACCGCUUCACCGUCUCUGAUCUUUGAUAAGAAACCAAAUUCCACCGCCACCACUAGUGGCACCACAUCGACCAUUACAACGCCACUCUUUUCCCUUGGUCCUGUACAAACGGCAAACGUAUCACCGACCAAAACGGAGGCAACAUCGAGCACAGCUUCGGGAGCCAGCAUUUUCAGUCUGGGUGCUAAAUCGGACAGCAAUAAGGAUCAGCUGCCAAAGCCGAGCUUCUUCUUCGGUGUCAAUAAUAGUGGUGCAGCUGCGGCCACCUCGUCGCCAAAAACAAAUGGUUUCAUCUUUGGCCUAAAGGGCACGGAUGAUAAGCCGAGCACAUCGGGUUUUACGGGUUUCGGAAAGGCGGACACCGCCGCCGGCGAGACCAAGUCGCCCGCCUCCAGCGGUUUCUCCUUUGCAAGUGCUGCAUCAACAUUUUCGUUUGGUAAUGUCAAACCGCCGACGGCUGCCGAAAUUCAAGCCGCCGAAAAGGAAGAAGAAGAGGAUAGUCCACCGGUGGUGCAGUUCAAGCAGGUGGUUGAGGACGAUGCCAUAUUCUCGAAACGCUGCAAGGUGUUUGUGAAAAAGGGUGCAGACUACACUGAUCGCGGUGUGGGCACGCUGUAUUUGAAGCCCGUCAAGGAUACAAAGAAGACACAGCUGCUGGUGCGUGCCGAUACCAAUCUGGGCAACAUCUUGGUUAAUCUUAUACUCAGCGAGGGAUUGCCCUGCCAGCGCAUGGGCAAAAACAAUGUUAUGAUGGUCUGCCUGCCCACGCCCGAGGAGGCCAAGCCAUUGUCCAUGUUACUGCGCGUGAAGACCGCCGAAGAGGCCGAUGAUCUAUUGCAGCAAAUCAAGAAGCAUACAGUCUGAACAACAUUCGCUCGACGAGUGCCUUGCAGCUCGUCCAUUUAUGUUAUUUGAUCGUUUAUAUCAACAAAUUAUGAAAAAUAAAUAAACACAUGAAAAUGUA
This is a messenger RNA of Drosophila grimshawi, 2273 nucleotides long. It is a transcript of the gene Nup50, whose product is annotated as nuclear pore complex protein Nup50. The transcript is spliced from 3 exons. Gene Ontology annotation, biological process: protein import into nucleus. The coding region runs from base 140 to 2173 and encodes 677 amino acids. Lineage: Eukaryota; Metazoa; Arthropoda; Insecta; Diptera; Drosophilidae. The record is from RefSeq and is a predicted model, not a curated record. Gene Ontology annotation, cellular component: nuclear pore.